Messenger RNA from Paramecium tetraurelia, 1938 nucleotides. RefSeq lists its product as uncharacterized. Gene Ontology annotation, molecular function: protein kinase binding. Gene Ontology annotation, biological process: regulation of cyclin-dependent protein serine/threonine kinase activity. The record is from RefSeq and is a predicted model, not a curated record. Gene Ontology annotation, cellular component: plasma membrane. NCBI's taxonomy places the organism in Eukaryota, Ciliophora, Oligohymenophorea, Peniculida, Parameciidae. The transcript is spliced from 5 exons.
AUGAAAAAAUGGGAUGACGAUUUUCGUAUGAAGAGCUAUGUUACUAAAAUCCAGAAUGCAAAGUCAACAGUGCCAAGUAACCAAAAAAAAGCAAUGAAAAAACAAAUAAAUAGGGAUACAGAAUUCAGUAGCCAUGCAUCUUAUAGAUCUGAUUUAACCGAUUUAAAGGAAAGUUUGUUGUUCAAAUAGUUAGUUGAAUACAAUUUAUAAUAAUACACAAAUAAAUUAUUCUUGAGAGGCUAUAUUGGAGGAUUAUAAACAUUAGCCCAAUAACCUAUAGAAUCACAAAAUCUGGUAUUGCAAGAGAUUAAAUUACUACCUGGACAUAAAUAGAAAUUUUUAGAUUUGUUUAAAUAUUUAAACGAUCAUUAUGAUCCUCACAAUUAUAAUGGGCAAUCCUCCUUAACUCCAAUUAACAACAAAUAAAACAGAAAUACUAUGCCUGGAUAAUAAAAUUCUCAUGGAAAAUUUGAACAAACUAGAGAUACCUAUGUUGAAAUACUGAAACCUGUUAAUAGGCGUUCAUCUUUAAAACACUUCUCCCCUCUCCAAGAUAUAGGAGUGAUUAAACCUAGAGUUUUACCUAAAUUAGAGAAACGUUCUAAUAAUGGUAACAAUGAUAAAAGUCCUUAAUUUAAUGAUACUUUAUCAUAAUAAUUAAUUCUCAAUUCAGAAACCAUUCAUGGAAGUUCAUUAUCAAUAACUAAAGAAAUUCAAAAACCAUUAUCAAAAACAAUUAAUCCUGCUGUCGUCAAAAUUAAAUAACCUAAAAAGAAGAAAUCUGUGAUUAAGUAAAGCACUGAAAAAGAUAAUAAGUUGUUGAAGAAACUAUAAUAAAUCAAUUCAAAAAAUAGCAUUGGAACUGAAAUUCAUUUAUAGUAAGAUCAGAUUUAAUUGAUGUAUUAAUCAUUUGAUAAUGGAAAAUUAGCUUCGACCCUGAUAAAUAUUGAUAUUGAAGAGAUUAGCUAUUGUGUAGGAAUUACUCUAUAAAAAAUGAUUUUGAUUGUUGAUUUAGAGUAAUAAAAAUAUCUCGAAAAUGAAAUCUAAGAAAUUCAACAAGCAAUCUUUAAAGAGACUGAUCAAUAUCAGGAGAUAGAAUCUAGAGAUAGAGGAAGAUAUAGUGAGGAUUGUAGAGAUGAAGAAAAUAAUGAUCAGACAGUCAAUAUGUCAAAGGUAGAUGAUACAAUUUGUUAAGAUUACUUAAAAGAAGCAAUAAUAGAGCCUGAAAGUACUGAUCAAUAUUAUGGUAACGAAGAUGUUGCCACUGAAUAGUUUUAGAAACUUGAUCAAAGUGAAUAAUCAAAACUAUAGACCGAGUAGGAAUACAUCCAAGAUUAAGACUAGGAUAAUAAUGAUUAAAUUUCCAAAUCAUAUUUUUCAGUUGAUACCACUUAUAAUUUAGAAGAUUAUCUUUUGUUUAAUAAAGUUUUUGUUGAUAAAACUAUGUCUAAUUAUAUUCCUAAUGUUGACAUCAUACAAAAUUAUUGUAAGAACAUAAUGACAACUACCAAAAUGGAAAGGGAAGUAGCAAUCAUCUCAAUGAUUUACAUUAACAGAUUGCUCACUUAUAAUUAGGGCUUAGAAAUUAAUUGCUUGAAUUGGCAGAAAAUUUUAUUUACAGCAUUGGUCAUGGCAUCAAAAAUAUGGGAUGAUGAGUCUUUUGAAAAUAAUAAUUUUGCAAAGGUACUACCUCAAUUUUCAACUGUAUAAAUAAAUGAAAUGGAAAGAGUUUUCUUGAAGUUCAUAGAAUAUCAUCUCUAUGUUAAUUCUGGAGAAUAUGCUAAACAAUAUUUCAUCUUGAGAGCUUAUGCUGAUAAAAAACAAAGAAGUUAUGCUCUAAAAUAAUUAGAUAUCUCAACUGUUAUAAGAUUAUAAAGAGGAGGUUAAUAAUAAAUUUCAAAACAGUAAUAUUUAAAUACUUAAAACAAAAGCUUUUGA